Messenger RNA from Dacryopinax primogenitus, 1792 nucleotides. RefSeq lists its product as uncharacterized. Gene Ontology annotation, biological process: negative regulation of oxidative stress-induced intrinsic apoptotic signaling pathway. Lineage: Eukaryota; Fungi; Basidiomycota; Dacrymycetes; Dacrymycetales; Dacrymycetaceae. The transcript is spliced from 3 exons. The record is from RefSeq and is a predicted model, not a curated record. Bases 1 to 1587 code for a protein of 528 amino acids.
AUGUCUGCAACACCGGGCCUAUCUCCUGCGAGGGCCGUCACGCGCACCGUGGCCAUCCUCAAGCCUUCUGCAGUCAAGCAUCGUCUCACGAUCGAGCCUCGUCUGAUUGAAGCAGGCUUCGAGAUUGUCAAGGAGCGCCAAGUCGAGUUUCAACCGGAUGAUGUCGCUCUCGAGGCUUUGUUCGGACGCGACGGGCCCUCGCUGGCUGAUGGGCCCGUCUGGGUGUACGUUCUUGAGCGAAGACGUGCCGUUGAGGUCCUAAACACGCUCAUGGGACCCGAAGAUCCAGAGAUUGCUCGUAAUGACGCGCCCAAGAGCCUCCGCGCAAUCUAUGGCAGGUCACUCGAUGAUAAUGCCAUCUAUGGGUCACGUAGUACCGACGACGCGGAGCGGCAGAUUGCGAUUCUCUUCGCCGGCUCACCACCCUUCCGUGGGGCGGAUCUCGCUAGCGAAUUACCGCUGCCUGCUUCAGAGAGCGACUUCUCGCUCAAUCAGUCCACCCACGCUACCCCUGACCGGUCUUCAUCACACAGGGUUCUCGCUGACCCAGCAAGUCCCGAAUCGCUCGUUCCUUCUAACUAUAGUGGAAGUCAGUCGACAUCACCUUUGCGUAACGGUCGUGCGGCUAUGCUUCCAAGGCAGAAUCGUGCCUCCCUCCUCCGUGCGGGUAGUGAUCAGUUAUUACCGGCAACCCGCCCCAAGCGGAUCCACACAACCGACGACGAUCCCGUCACUUUUGCGGAUGUCCCCGGCCACAAAUACCGCUCUGUUUCUAUCGUCGUUGCCAGCACCGCUCCGCCGGUGACAGCGCCUAGACAGAACAAGGCUGCUGCUUUGCGUGCAGGGUUGCAGAUUGCGCCUACCACAGCGAGGGAACGUAAGCCAGUGCAGUUCGACGGCACCCCUGGGCAUAAGCGUUCUCAGACAUUUUCUGUCGUAUCCACGAAACCUCCCGCGGUCGCUCCACGUCUCAAUCGAUCAGCUGCACUUCGCCUCAGCACUGGUGGAGUGCCAGGUGCUGCUGCUCCAGCACCACCUGCAGUCAAGCCUUCCGCCCCCUCUCGCGGGCGCAGCUCCUCGUCAAUGGGCGUGGCAUCUAACACUAGUACUACACCGUCCCGUUCUUCUUCUGCUGUGCGACCACCUAGCUCGGUCGGGUCGACUGGACCAACGCCAUCUCGCCCCAAGCUUGCCGGCCGUACGGGUUCCGCAGCCCCACCAUCAUCUUUCCGUGGAAUGCCUACCGUCGAUGUGCCAGAAACGCCUGCCUCUCGUCCUGGGACUGCGCCCGGUACUCGUCCCUCCCUCUCGGCCCGAGCAUCUUCUGCCUCCCUCACCAGUGGGAAAACCAAAGAAGAAGAGGCACCUGCUAAAGCUCCUAGUAGGCCUGCCUCCUCGUUGGCCCGGCCGCCGAGUAUCACCCCACGCAUGAACCGCAGCGCAUCCCUGCGUGCGAGUAUGGGUGGGGCUGGCAUAAUGACGCCAGCCCAGGCAAAGUCUAAGGUUGCACCAUCCACAAGCGGUAAAGUGGUCCCAAAGAAGCCUGCCUCAAGCGACAGACAGGGGCCAAAAUCAAUAAUCGUUUAAGGACGGAUUUCUCUUGCUUCGUUCUUCUUUCAUUUGGGAGAUUGGUAUUCAUUUUUCGUGAUUCCCUGCAUAUUCACGCGCAGGCGUGUGUCCUCUAUGCUUUCCAAUUCUGACCAGAUCAUCUAGUAUGGAAUUCAGUCUUGUCCGCUCCCUUAACCUAUACAUGUAAACAGUAUGCCCUGGGCAAUUUAUUAGUCUGUUGAAC